Molecule: messenger RNA, 1980 nt
Organism: Magnusiomyces paraingens
Lineage: Eukaryota; Fungi; Ascomycota; Dipodascomycetes; Dipodascales; Dipodascaceae
Exons: 2
Coding region: 1-1980 (659 amino acids)
Biological process (GO): intra-Golgi vesicle-mediated transport
Cellular component (GO): TRAPPII protein complex; trans-Golgi network
Source: RefSeq, a predicted model, not a curated record
AUGAGUGAAAGAUUUCUAAUUAGUAAUGGUGCACUUUCUCUUCAUGUCCCCUCUAUAACCGUUGAUGAUGAUUCGUCAAAUACCAAUCCUAUUUCUAUUCUAUCGAACUCUAAAAAUCAAUCCUCCCCGGCCAGAACUGCUGUUUUUUACGAUGAGAAGUUAGUAUAUUAUAUACAGCUUAAAAUUAAUGAAAGCCAAUUGAACAUAAGUUCCAAAAAUGAAAAAAAUCAAGACGUUGAUACUUCCAUUUCUUGCAUUUCGGAUCUAUCUGGUGACGAUUUUAAACGAUUUAUUAGCACGCUGAAAAUUGUCGUGGAUGUCAAGAUUUCUGGUGUCAGUAAUAUUGCAGUACCCGAUUCUUUAAAUGAAAAACAGAAACAAAAUUUUCAGUUACAGGCAUAUGAACUUUUCACUUCUGCUUUGGAUAGUUCGGAACUCGUUUAUUCUGGUAAAUCUUCACUGAAAGACGAGCACAAAUGUGCUACCUGGGUUGCAGUAUGGAAAGUUUCUACUGUAAUUUCCCAUCCCCGUGCUCGAUUGUUUAAACCGGAAGUAAUAAUUAGUGUUAAUGCUUCUGAAAACGUUUCUACCGACGAUGCUGAAAAUGUUUCUAACGCUAAACUAGUACAUACUGUCUCAAUGGCGAAUUUAGCAAGGGUAACUCAUGAAGAGAACAACCAAGGUUUUAUGGAUGGUUCAACCCUGAAACUAAUUCAUAGGGCCUCAACUGUCAAUGCUAUUCACGAUAAAAACCAAGACGAUAAAUCUACAAAAUUUUUAGAGGAAUUUGAGCCCGUAGAAGACACCAAUUUAUUUGCUCCAUUACAUAGCGACCAAAGCAUAAAGUCAAUUCGAUCUCGACUUGCUAUUAAUCGAUUAAUUAGUGAUUUUUCUAAAACCCCCACCAUAAGAAAGGAUAAUACUCAAGCACAAUACCAUUUAGAAAAUGACAGCAUAGAAAGCUGUUCAAACAGAAAUAGUAAGAGCGCUAUUUCAACUUCUCAAUUAUCAAAUGUUUCAAAUUCCACAGCAAAUUUACCUAUUUCAACAAUUUCUUGUUCUGUUUCAUUUCAGGUAUUUCCUGCUGUCAAUCUUCGUCUUCGAUGCACAAAAGCCACUGGUAUGCAAGAUAGUAUUGUUUCCAUAUUGGAAAUAGAUAAUAAUGAAAACGCACCAUUUAAUGUUGUUAUAAAAUCUGCAACGCUUGAUUUUACUGCUGGAUCUGCUGUUGAAUUUGGAAACACAUCAUUCCCAUUAUGGUUAUCACCUGGUGAAUCAUGUUCUAUAGCUUAUCAUUUAAGCCACCCUGAUGCUGGAUUACCCCAAACGAGAGUGAAACCUAUAACAAUAAUUUUGAAUGCAAUACCAGUUUUAAAUUGUUCAGUUCAAUUUAAAGAAAGUGAACAAAAAUCUAAAUUAAUUCAAUCAUUAAAUGUCAACAAUAUUGGUCCUGAGAUAGUUACAAAAUGGGAUACUAUAGUCGAUUUUGGAGUAGUUGCUCCCCCUUCACAUGGAAAUUCUAAGAUCACAGCACCUGUUUCAUUUGCAAGCGCUUCAGGUGGUGUUAAAAAACUUCUUCGUGGCAAUGAAACAGCCAAUUUUAGUUCAAUAAAAAGUCAGCAAAGCUCACCAGGAAGUUCCAACACAGCUAUGCGCACAAUCGCUCCGAAGGAACGAGAGGAAAAGUUAAAAACAAAUGAAAAAAUAAUUUCUUCAUAUGUUCCAGUUUUAGAUCAAGUAUCUUUAAGAAAACUUUAUGGCGACAGAGCUCUUAACGGAUUGUCAGGUGUCGGCAUUGUCAGCUUAAUGAAUGAUGUUAGAAUUGGUCCACUUGCAGCCCAGGCUUGUUAUGAAACACAGAUCCAAAUGAUGGCUUUAGCACCAGGUCAAUUUACUUUAGAAGGCUUAACAAUCGUUGACUUAAUAACAGGUGAUAGUUAUGAAUGCGGAAAGCUUCUUGAUGUUAUUGUAUCUGAUUAG